Molecule: messenger RNA, 354 nt
Organism: Fraxinus pennsylvanica
Lineage: Eukaryota; Viridiplantae; Streptophyta; Magnoliopsida; Lamiales; Oleaceae
Source: the annotation of a GenBank genome assembly
AUGGAGAAUGUGCAAAGAAACAAGAAUCAGAAAACUGCUUUGAAGGCCAUCGAAAAGAGUUUCUUGAAGAGGAAAGAUUGCAUCAAGAAAAAGACCAUGGAACUCUCUGUUCUCUGUGAUGUCAAGGUCUGUGCCAUUAUUGUUGGGCCAGACGGAACAGUUGAAACAUGGCCAGAAAGUCGUAAUGAUGUGCAGCAGGUGAUCGAAAUGUACGUAAACUGCCCAGUUAACAAGAAGAAAAGGCAACGGCCCCAAGAACUUGAUCUUGGUGGGGAUGAUCGCAGUAACAAAAAACGGAAAGUAUGUGUUGUCUUUGAGGGAGUGAAGAAGACAGGGUUUACAGAUGAAGAUUAG